GAUUAAAUUGACAUUUUACGGUCGAUCGAAUAAAGUGUCAUAAAUCGUAAACAAAGUUCUGAUAUCUCAUCCUUUUGUUUUUAUGGUAAAUGGUCUGUAAGGUGAAAAUCCGUGAAGUAGGACUAGGUCCGUCUUAGCGAGGAAGAAGCUGGUGAUUAUUCGACACAGUUGUACAUUUGGCAGGCCGUUAAUAUGGCUUCUGAAAUGAGUAGUUCGAUGCAUUCCCGUCGAAUUGGGGUUUUGCAUGGAACGCCUGAAAGUGAUUUCAGUAUCGAAUGCUUUCAGAAUUAUACGGCGGCAGAAGUGUUUGUUCAAGGACUCGCGGGUGUUGUGAAUCAAGGAGAUAUUGAGAUCAUGAUUCGGGCUCAAAAGCAAAUGCUUCAACGUUUCGAAAAGACCAACGAAAUGCUAGUCAAUUGUAACGCUCUCAGUGCAAGCCGUCUCAAAACGGCUGGCGAAGAUUUCAAAAAGCAUAUCAAACUUCUUAAUGAAAUGAAAAAGGACCUAGAUUAUAUCUUCCGGAAAAUUCGUAAUAUAAAAACAAAGAUCAGUCAGCAGUAUCCGAGUGCAUAUGCAGAGGCUUUACCACAAAGAAACAGCUUUGCCGAGGAGGCAGAGGAUGAUGAUGCAGACAGUGUUGUGGAAAAUCCUGCUGCUGUGAAAUCUCAUCGCGAUGGUGCGAGUACUAGUCAUGAGAAGAAAUCAAAAGAAUCCAAAGAAGUAGAUGAUGGAACUACAGUGGAGUAUGUUCAAAUGGAGGAGAGUACGGAUAAUGGGAAACCAAUCGAGAAUGAGUUGAUCAAGAGAAUUUGUUCCAUUGAAAAUGCGACUAAUGCCAAUGAUUCGUCUGAUUGCACCUCGGAGGAUACUGGAUAAAGCUGUUCAUGUUGAAAGUUGGGUUUUUAGGAUACGUUACAUGCCCUUCUAUUCAAGCUUAUUCCAAAACUAUUUGUAAAUUUUUGUUAUUUCGUUAAGAUAUUUGUUUUGUUUCUUUUUCAAGCAAUUUGUAUAAAGUUCGGUUUUCUUGUGACCUCGGAAAAUAUAAAAACAAAGUACAAUAUCUAUU
Messenger RNA from Hermetia illucens (black soldier fly), 1066 nucleotides. Its product is annotated as kxDL motif-containing protein CG10681. The record is from RefSeq and is a predicted model, not a curated record. Gene Ontology annotation, biological process: lysosome localization. The coding region runs from base 193 to 876 and encodes 227 amino acids. Lineage: Eukaryota; Metazoa; Arthropoda; Insecta; Diptera; Stratiomyidae. The transcript is spliced from 2 exons. Gene Ontology annotation, cellular component: BORC complex.